CACAGACAGAAAAUGGGUGGGUUCCGCAUAUGCACUAUUUUUGUAGCUGUAAUAUCAUUGACAUUCCCUGCCUCGUAUGACACAAUCAAGCCCACUCAGAGGCCAAAGUAUCAAUACACCAAGAAACCACCUCGAGAGGUGCCUCAAACUACUGUACAUGUAGGCAAGCCUACAGUCACCGCACGGAUUGUGGACUACACCAAAACAAGAGAGCGCUUCCCUGUGGCCAUCACAGAGAGCAUAACAGUUCCAGGAGACAUCUAUAUAGACUAUCCCUCAGACACCACUGCAUUCCCCACCGCCGCAAAAGACAAUUACACGCUAGACUACAAUGAAUGCUACUUCAACGUCUGUGAGUGCUGCCCUCCAGAGAAAGGAGCACAGGGGUUUAAAGGAGACACAGGUCUGCCAGGUAUACCUGGGGAUAAGGGAGAACCUGGACCCAAAGGUGAACCAGGCCCAUUCGGGCCGUCAGGGAUUGCUGGGUCUAAAGGAGAUAAAGGAGAUAGAGGCGAGCCAGGCAGCACGGGAUUGACUGGAUCUCCAGGAAUCCAGGGAAAGGCCGGAGUGAAAGGUGAAAUUGGUAUUAAAGGUGAGAAGGGGGCUAGUGGUCUUCCAGGACUGAAAGGAUCUAAAGGGGAAAAAGGAGAGCCAAAUGUGAAUGCAUCAAAAGGCGAACAGGGCGAUACCGGAAAAAGUGGGCCACUGGGACCCCGAGGCAUGACUGGUGAAAAGGGUGAAAAAGGUGAUAGAGGAGAAUGUGGUUUACUUGGGGAGAGGGGCCAGAAAGGAGAACCAGGUGACCAUGGACCACCAGGUGUACGUGGAGAUCCUGGCCCAUCUGGACAACAUGGCAUGCACGGUACUCCCGGAAUACCUGGAGAGCGUGGAGAAGCAGGAAUCCCUGGAGUAAAGGGAGAGCCAGGAGGACGUGGGCCAACAGGACUCAAAGGUAUGAGAGGUCUGAGAGGAAUGAGGGGCGAUCGUGGUCUGCAAGGAAAGCGUGGUGACCAAGGCCUACGUGGAAUAAAGGGCCAAACGGGACAAAGCGGUUUGAGACUGCGGUCUGCCUUUAGUAUUGGCCUCUAUCCUAGCAAGUCUUUUCCUCCAUCAGGAUAUCCGGUUCGCUUCGACAAGGUCUUUUACAAUGGCGAAAACCACUACGAUAUAGCCACAAGCAAAUUCAACUGCACCUAUUCAGGAGUUUAUGUGUUCUCCUACCAGAUCACAGUGAGGAACAAACCACUACGAGCUUCUCUGGUGGUCAAUGGGGUGCGAAAGGUUCGCUCUAGGGACACUCUACACGGUCAAGACAUUGACCAGGCAUCCAACCUUGUGAUAUUGAAGCUGGAUACCGGUGAUCAGGUAUGGGUGGAGACGCUAAGGGACUGGAAUGGUGUGUACUCCAGCAGCGAGGAUGACAGCACCUUUUCUGGCUUCUUACUCUAUCCUGACGAACACCCUCUCCAUGUUUAA
Messenger RNA from Triplophysa dalaica, 1476 nucleotides. It is a transcript of the gene otol1b, whose product is annotated as otolin 1b. Lineage: Eukaryota; Metazoa; Chordata; Actinopteri; Cypriniformes; Nemacheilidae. The annotation marks the transcript as partial. The record is from RefSeq and is a predicted model, not a curated record. Gene Ontology annotation, molecular function: protein binding. The transcript is spliced from 4 exons.